Messenger RNA from Nematolebias whitei (Rio pearlfish), 1147 nucleotides. It is a transcript of the gene c17h8orf33, whose product is annotated as chromosome 17 C8orf33 homolog. Lineage: Eukaryota; Metazoa; Chordata; Actinopteri; Cyprinodontiformes; Rivulidae. The transcript has 5 exons. The record is from RefSeq and is a predicted model, not a curated record. Bases 197 to 1021 code for a protein of 274 amino acids.
AUUUUGAAGUGGCGCUGGUGGUGAGUUUCUGGACACAUUUUAGGCUGCUUUAAUCGUGUAGAAACAAAGACACGGCAGAAUUAAAACAGAUGUAAUAUAUUCUGCUGGACAUUUUUGAAUCUUGAAAUGUGUCUAGUUAAAACAAUCCUAUCGAAAAAGGCGAAUUUCAGCUAAAAAACCAGCAACAAACGGAAGCAUGAGCGAGCAAAGGCUGCUGUUUAUAGACAUUGAUGCUGGAACGAAGAGCGACGCUGCUGCUGGAGCAGGAGUGAAUAAACCCCUCUGGUCUCGCAGUGACAACGCCUUCAGAUUUAACUUCCUCACUGACAGCUACCCAGCGCCGCAGGAGAAAGCACCUGAGGCUGCACCAGCUCGCAUUUCCUUCACGGGCCAGGGCUCCAACUUUGUUUUCAACUUUCAGAUUCCCUCUACUGACAUGGACACAGAGGAAGGAAAGGCUUCUCUUGCGCAGGAGGUUGUCAGUCCCCCUGAACCGUCAGCUCAGGUGAAAGCAAAGAAAAAGAAGAAAUCUGAAAAGAAGAAAGUGUCUGAAGCGGAGGUGCCAGCGAGACCAGCUGAGGGAGGUCAAGGCGAUGAAGAGCAGAGCACAGAGGAGCAGCUAAACAGGCAGCUGGACUGGUGCAUCGAGCAGCUGGAACUGGGACUGAGGUCCCAGAAGGGAACACCAAAACAAAAGGAGGAAGCCUCUCGUGCUCUGAAGACGCUGCGCAGCUCCAAAGCUCCCCUGGUCAAGAAGAGGCAGGUGAUGAGAGUCAUGGCCGGAGAUUACAGGAAGAAAAUGGAGGAGGAGAAGAACAAGCAGUUCAGGCUCAUUCAGAGCGAAGUCGCAUCAGCUCAGGUCAAAGUUGUAUCCGAUCGACCAAAGAAAUCGAUUUUUCACCGGAGAGCUGAAGGCCAAACCAAACCCCAGGACGACGAAAAACCAACGCAGGUGCAGGCAGAAUCUUCAUCUUUUGUUUUUGUUCCAUUAAAGGAGGAAUUCUGCUUUAACUUUUUCUGACUUUUUCACCUUUUUCUAAUGAACUAAUGUAAAAAAAAGUUUUCACUCACUCUACAAGAACACAAACUGUGUAAAUAAACACCAGAAGGUUUAAAAGGCAGCAGAAGCUCCUGAAGAUUUUAUUGA